GCUGCCGUUGUCCUGCGGGCCGUGGGCCCGGCACACUGGGGCUUUGUCCGGCUCCCCGCCACGACCCACGGGGGCGGGGCACAUGACCAAGGGGUAGGCGGAGCCUGCGGCGGUGGAGGCGGCGGCGGCGGCUCCAUCAUCUCGCUGCCCGGCCGGGGGUCGGCGGGCAGUGGUGGCUGCACUGGGCUGGCCAGGCCCGCAAACGCUGGGUCCCCGGUUCCCCGCCAGGCUGCAGGCUCCAGGCCUGGGCUCCCAGGGUAUCUGCGACCCGAGCGCUCUCCAGGCUGCGAUCAGGGGGUGCGCCCAGCUCCCCGGGCCCGAGAUCAUGGGGAAUGGCAUGACCAAGGUUCUUCCUGGACUCUACCUCGGAAACUUCAUUGUCCCCAGAUUCCUAGAAGUAGAAUGACUGGGCCAAAGGAUGUGCUGGGAAGGGUGCUUGGCAUGGAAAGAACACCAUGAGCAAAGCCAAGAGAUGCUGGGAGGCAUCUUGUGGGUACCCUGGAGAUGCCAAAGACCCGGAUCAGCUGGGACGGAAUAAGAUCACUCACAUCAUCUCUAUUCAUGAGUCACCCCAGCCUCUGCUGCAGGAUAUCACCUACCUUCGCAUCCCAGUGGCCGAUACCCCUGAGGUACUCAUCAAAAAGCACUUUAGAGAAUGCAUCAACUUCAUCCACUGCUGCCGCCUCAACGGAGGGAACUGCCUUGUGCACUGCUUUGCAGGCAUCUCCCGCAGCACCACCAUUGUGACAGCCUAUGUGAUGACAGUGACGGGGCUAGGCUGGCGAGAAGUGCUUGAAGCCAUCAAGGCCACCCGACCCAUCGCCAACCCCAACCCAGGCUUUAGGCAGCAGCUUGAAGAGUUUGGCUGGGGGAGCUCCCGGAAGCUUCGCCGGCAACUGGAGGAGCGCUUCGGGGAGAGCCCAUUUCGUGAUGAGGAAGACGUGCGUGCGCUGCUGCCGCUGUGCAAACGCUGUCGCCAGGGUUCAGCGACCUCGGCCGCCUCAGCCCCGCACUCAACCGCCUCAGAGGGGACCUUGCAGCGCCUGGUGCCACGCGCACCACGGGACACCCACCGGCCAUUGCCGCUGCUUGCACGUGUGAAGCAGACUUUCUCCUGCCUCCCGCGGUGUCUAUCCCGCAAGGGUGGCAAGUGAGGCCCCUUUCUAUCGGUGGCCCCUCUUUGGGCCUCCCCAACCAGGACAAGCUUGAGGGUGAGGGAGCCCCCUGUGGCCUGUCCCCUCGCCUACCCCCUGCUUGUCGCAUUUGUAGUGUGCCGCCCUCCGUGCCCUCCGUGCGUCUGUGGUCUGUGUCUGGUUGGCCUGCUGCAGCCACUUGGUGCCUUAGUCCCUGGGCUGGGGAAGGCCCAAUCUCCACCCUGU
Octodon degus (degu) is the source of this 1379-nucleotide messenger RNA. It is a transcript of the gene Dusp15, whose product is annotated as dual specificity phosphatase 15. Gene Ontology annotation, cellular component: cytosol. The coding region runs from base 456 to 1154 and encodes 232 amino acids. The transcript has 8 exons. The record is from RefSeq and is a predicted model, not a curated record. Gene Ontology annotation, biological process: protein dephosphorylation; regulation of cell population proliferation; positive regulation of JNK cascade. NCBI's taxonomy places the organism in Eukaryota, Metazoa, Chordata, Mammalia, Rodentia, Octodontidae. Gene Ontology annotation, molecular function: protein tyrosine/serine/threonine phosphatase activity.